GCACCGCCCCGCCGUGCGACAGCGCAGCGCGCCGGGCACCCACGUGGAGCGGGCCGGCCGGGAUGGGCAAGCGGCGAGCCGGGCGGGAGGUGCUGCGCAGCCUGAGCAAGAAGCAGAAGAAGCACCUGCGGGAGUUCGGCGAGGAGCACCCGUUCUAUGACAAGGUUUCUGGAAGACCAGAAGCAACUCAAAUAUGUGAACUGUCUGAGGAUUCUGAUAAAUCAAGUGCAGAAAGCGAUUCGGAGACUGAAGUGGAACAGGUCUCUGGAUAUCAUAAACUCUUGGCUACUCUGAAGACCUCACCUGAGUCUGAGAGUGAGGAAGAGGAAGAUGAAAGUGAAUCAGACGAAGCUGAGGAAAGUGAGGCAGAAAUGGACAGUGAAGGGUCCCAGGAGACUGGAGAAGCAGAGGAAGGUGAAGAAGAUAAGAAUGGUGUUCCAGAGGAGGGAGAAGCCACAGACACAGCAGAGCAGAUACUCAGUCAGGAGCAGGCUGAUGGCACAGAUACCUCUUGUGACCCACGUCAUGGAGUAAUKGAGGAGUUUACUGAUGUGAAACAUGAAUCUGAAUUUAGCUUGGAAACCAAUUUCAUGGAAGAGGAGAGUGGAGAUUGCAAUGCAGAUAAGAGGGACAGCAGUUCGUCACAAGCUCUUCCACAAGAUCCAUUUAAACAGCACAUGGACAAAGAACUUGAUGAUAAAGAAAUYGAGAAAAUGUCUACGCUUCCAAAAACUUCAAGUCAAAGCCAGUGGCCAAGGCUGGGUCAACUAAUUUUUUCUUCCACAUUGGAGAAACAUAAAACUUUGAAAGUAGACAGAGAAGUUGAUGUGAAACAGCUUCAUCUCCACAAGCCUUUGGAAUCCACUUGGCCAAAAGUGAAUAAACAAUUUCUGUCCUCACUGGACAAACCAAGUGAUUCCCCUUUUACCCCACUACAAAGAGAGCUCUUCUGUGUCAUGAAUUCRUACCGGGACUUGUUCUAUCCGGAAAGAAAUGCUUUAACAAACGGAGAAGAAAUCCGGCACGCUUACUGCCUGCAUGCCUUGAACCAUGUCCUCAAGGCCAAUGCCCAGGUGCUCAGCAACAAUGCCAAACGGAGGGACCGAAAGCCAGGGACUGACACCGAUGACUACAGGGAUCAGGGGCUCACUAGGCCUAAGGUACUGAUGAUCGUGCCCUUCAGGGAAUGUGCUCUGCGAAUUGUGCAUAUUUUCAUCAGUCUCCUGGAAGUGAAUGACAAAAAGAAAAUUGAUGUAAGUAAUAAAAAGCGCUUCAAAGGGGAGUUUGGCUCUGACCCAGAAGAGAAGCCUCCCAACCUGAAAAGRCCUGAAGAUUAUGAAGCUGUCUUUGCUGGCAACAUUGAUGACCAUUUCAGAAUUGGGGUUGCRAUUCUGCAGAAGAGCAUGAGACUCUAUGCACCCUUCUACUCCUCAGACAUCAUCAUUGCCUCUCCCCUGGGCAUCAGGACUGUCAUUGGCGCAGAGGGGGAGAAGAAGAGAGACUUCGACUUUCUGUCAUCCAUAGAAAUGCUCAUAAUUGAUCAAGCAGACAUUUACCUGAUGCAGAACUGGGAGCACGUUCUGCACCUGAUGAAGCACAUUAACCUUCUGCCUCUGGAUUCCCAYGGGGUGGACUUUUCCCGGGUGCGGAUGCUGAAUCUCAACAACUGGUCCAAGUACUACCGGCAGACGCUGCUGUUCAGUGCRCUCCAGGACCCCCAGAUUAACUCUGUCUUCAACAAACACUGCUUCAAUUACGUUGGGCAGGUGGCCAUUCGCAAUGUGCCUCUCACUGGUUCCAUCAGCCACGUUGUGGUCCAGCUUCCUCAUGUUUUUCGGAGAUUAGAAGCUGAAAGUCUAACUUCUGUGAUAGAUGCAAGGUUUCAGUUUUUCRUUGACAAAGUUCUGCCCGAGUACCGCGAUGCCAUCAUGUCCCACACGCUCAUUUACGUCCCGUCCUACUUCAGCUACGUGCGCCUUCGCAACUACUUCAAGAAAGAGGACCUGAAUUUCACUCACAUUUGCGAAUACACUAAAAAGGCUGCUGUCUGCAGAUCAAGGCGCUUCUUUCUCAAGGGAGAGAAGCAGUUUUUAUUGUUCACUGAACGUUUCCACUUCUACAAAAGGUAUACGAUAAAAGGCAUUAGGAACCUCAUUUUCUAUGAGUUACCAACRUACCCCCACUUCUACAGUGAGAUUUGUAAUAUGCUGAAGGCCACGGAUAAUGGGGUGGAUGCUACUUGGACUUGUACAGUGCUCUACUCCAAGUAUGAUGCUCAGAAAUUGGCUGCAGUGGUUGGCAUAGACCGUACAGCUCAAAUGCUGCAGUCCAAGAAGGAUGUGCACCUCUUUGUCACAGGAGAAAAUGAUUAAAUGAUUUUACAGACUGGRUGAUUGGAUGGACCUGCAUUUUAACUCCUAAUGCAGAUUUUUAUCUUGCUUUUUAGAAAAGUGUUWAAACUUUUUACUCCCUUUUGUUAAAUAUUAGGUUGGAAUUGUUCAUACAGUAUUAAAUUUUGUAUUUUGGUAUUCUGCAGAACAAGAAAAGGAUGUCAUUCAAAAAAUACAGGGCUUUGGAGGUGUUUUCUGUGUAGAAGCAAAAUCAAUCCAGAACUAUUUUUCUUGUAUAUUAAAAAACUCGUGGGUCAGUAAAGAUUCAUGCAGUAAUCAAUAGCUUGUGAUUGGGCUGUUUCAUUUCAUUUUCAGGUGAAGCAAGCUCCUCUUCUUUUCUCAAAGGAAAGUUCUUCCUCUAGUCUAGGAUAAAAAAAAAUGCCCAAGUAUUUAAUGAGUUACUAUUCUGCAAACCUACACAUGGGAGGUGCAGGCAAGGCUUCUUUAACACAAGUGUGUUGCUGAAUUGAGAGUUGGACUUACUUCAAAUUAACACUUGUGAGAAUCCAAGGAGCUAUGGUUUUUGUGUUCUGCCUCCUAUUUCMAACAGGCCCUCUGGCUGGUCAGUUUUACCAGGGAUAAGUACAAAGCCAGGGGAUCCAGUUACAAAUACCCAUGGUCUGGUAUCUCACACCAAAGGUGGAGGUGAGGUGGUUGGUGGUCUGGCUUUUUCCUCUWGAUGGUUGCAUAUGGACAACAUAGAAGCACCCUGGUUUUCUUUUYCUUCUUCCAGGAAGCUAAAACCUGAUUUAAAGGGAGCUAAAAGUAGAAAGAUUAGUUUUUGUAAGCACGUGCUAGGACUGCAGGAAGGUUGUUCUCCKUAGGGGCAGGUGAGUGUAGGAAGGAAACAUCCACCCUGUAAUAAGCUUUGAGGGAGUUCUUGUCUAGGAGGCUUAAGUAAAUACACCAAAGUGAAAUACACUCCUUGAGUAAAUGAGGCACAUAAUUUCUGCUAGUUCUUGUCAUAUUCCUGAUUCCUGUAUUCCUCAAAAGCUGUGAACUUGGGUAAUUAUCAUUUAGUAGAUGUGAAAAUCCAUGCGGUUUCUCACUUUGCAUUUUAAGUAGUGAUGUCUAUUAAUUUUACAUACCUCUGCUGUGGCACACAAGAAUUAAGAGCCAGCCCCAGCAAAUAUUUCCUGGUGGACAUCUGUCUCCUGUACAGCACAGACAGCAGUAGCAGCAAACAAGGAUUUUUGUUGUAUGGCCCAGGCUGGAUGUUGGAGAAUUGUGGCUGUGCAUAUGAAAACAAGCCCACAAAAUAGGAUUAAGGAAUUUUCUCUCUACACCGGAUGUACUUAGCAGAGAUAAUAGCUGACCUCUGAGGAAGCUAAAGUGGGAUAGCUGCUUAGGGAGAUAACAUGAUGCAGUGCAGCUCCUGUUUAAAGAAGCAGCAAGAGUUUUGUGCCAGAGCCUUAACUCUGCAAGGAUUUUUCUGCUCACACUGAAGUUAAAAGAAAAGUGUCUUGAUGCAAGUAAGGCCAAACUGUAGACAGAGGCCCUCAUGAUUUUUUUAUCAACUACCUGGGUUUSUUCCUAAGACAAGUAUACUUGGAAAUUUGAAAUGGAUAUACCAGUGUCACAUUUCUGAUGUUGAUUACUAAUUAUAACUUGCUGAUUGCCAAAGCAGUGUGUAAAAGCCUCUUCACUCCCUUCAGUAGGUGCUCAGAGCUGCCGGCACAGAGCCUUGGAGAGUUUGUGCAUGAGUUUUUUGUGCCCUGACAAAUUCUUACUUCCGUAGUAGGGAGCCUCAUCAGCCAGCACUGAUCCUAGGCAGGAAUUCUGCCUAGGGGGCUGUGGUAGCAGGUCAAACAGAUUUGCUGAUAUGGGCAGCCCUUCUCUGUAAUGGUGUGAAUGGUUUUUCAUCACCUUAAAUAAUUCCCUGGUGCCAGAGACAAAGUUCCUGGGACAUGGUGAGCAUCAAUGUUAGAGUUUGGCCCAUGCUGGAUGUGUGUUCAUGGACACAAGUGUUCUGUUUGCUGGGAUACCUGCUGGCUCCAGAUGAGUUACUUCAGAGCCCAUCUUCGUGGUGGCUUUCAGAGGGAUGGCUGA
This is a messenger RNA of Malurus melanocephalus (red-backed fairy wren), 4439 nucleotides long. It is a transcript of the gene UTP25, whose product is annotated as UTP25 small subunit processome component. Gene Ontology annotation, molecular function: rRNA binding; U3 snoRNA binding. The record is from RefSeq and is a predicted model, not a curated record. NCBI's taxonomy places the organism in Eukaryota, Metazoa, Chordata, Aves, Passeriformes, Maluridae. Bases 63 to 2372 code for a protein of 769 amino acids. The transcript is spliced from 12 exons. Gene Ontology annotation, biological process: maturation of SSU-rRNA from tricistronic rRNA transcript (SSU-rRNA, 5.8S rRNA, LSU-rRNA). Gene Ontology annotation, cellular component: small-subunit processome; nucleolus.